Colossoma macropomum (tambaqui) is the source of this 1320-nucleotide messenger RNA. Its product is annotated as histone H2B. Gene Ontology annotation, molecular function: structural constituent of chromatin; protein heterodimerization activity; DNA binding. The record is from RefSeq and is a predicted model, not a curated record. Lineage: Eukaryota; Metazoa; Chordata; Actinopteri; Characiformes; Serrasalmidae. The transcript has a single exon. Gene Ontology annotation, cellular component: nucleosome. The coding region runs from base 140 to 514 and encodes 124 amino acids.
AGUGAGUCGUUGACAUUUGUCCAAUGAUCGUGUGUCUGUGUUCAGAAGGGCGGAGCUAUAAUUUGAAUAUCGGAGUCUAGAUAAGCCGGUGCCGGGCGCGCUUCCUCAUUCUUCAGUUUUACUCGAAGAGAAGAAAAUCAUGCCUGAACCCGCCAAGUCCGCCCCGAAGAAGGGCUCCAAGAAAGCCGUGACCAAGACGGCUGGUAAGGGAGGCAAGAAGCGCAGAAAGUCCAGGAAGGAGAGCUACGCUAUCUACGUGUACAAGGUGCUGAAGCAGGUCCACCCCGACACCGGCAUUUCCUCCAAGGCGAUGGGCAUCAUGAACUCGUUCGUCAACGACAUCUUCGAGCGCAUCGCCGGUGAGUCGUCCCGUUUGGCUCAUUACAACAAACGCUCCACCAUCACGUCCAGGGAGAUCCAGACCGCCGUGCGCCUGCUUCUUCCCGGUGAGCUGGCCAAGCACGCCGUGUCCGAGGGCACCAAGGCCGUCACCAAGUACACCAGCUCCAAGUAAGAAGUGACGGAGACUUCAUUAAACCCAACGGCUCUUUUAAGAGCCACCCACGUUUUCGCACAAAGAGCCCUUUACGUUUGCGAAUGUCAGGGAGAGCAGGAUGUUUCUGCGGAGUUGGGGAGAAAAUAUAAGCUAGGGUUGUCCGCAUUUCAGUCUGUUUUACUGCAUAAUUACUUGCUAGUAGUUACUCUAUUGUGUGGGUAAUGGUAAGGCUUGUAGUAAAAUAAGUUAUAUUUCAUGUUCUGUAGAAGUGUAAUGAAUGAGUGAGCAAAAUGUUUAUGAAAUUAGACUAAGUUAAAGUAGGUUAGAUGCUAGGCCUUACAUCUGUGAUGUAGAACCAGGCAUUAAGACUUAUGCAGUUAGAGUAAGUUGGCCUUAGGCUAAUGCUAAAGUACCAAUGAGUACAGGUAGAUUAAGAACUAAACCUUAGGUUGUUGCUGCUGGCAGUGUAAGUAAAAGUAGUUUUAUAUAGACUUAUCACUAAGCCUCUGGCUUCUAAAGUGGUCAGAGUUAAUAGAGGUGGCUGUGGAGCUUAUCAUGUAGAUAGGAUUAACGUAGGGCAAAGCCUUAGGCUCCAGAAAAAGUUAAAGUGAACUAAAGCUUUCAAGCUAGGCCUCAGGCUUACAAUGAUGUUAAAGUAGGGGAGGGCCUCAGGCUUGUGAAGGAGUAAGAGUGAGCGUACUGAGAUGUAUAGUGAGCUGUUAUAAUGACUUAUAAGGAAGUUGUAGAAUGAUAGCAGGUACAGAGCUGGGCUUUUAGCUGAUGAUAUAGUUUAAGCAAGCAAAAUAUUUCAUCAAUAUUAAAAU